Molecule: messenger RNA, 174 nt
Organism: Suillus subaureus
Lineage: Eukaryota; Fungi; Basidiomycota; Agaricomycetes; Boletales; Suillaceae
Exons: 1
Source: RefSeq, a predicted model, not a curated record
CAGAACAAACAUAAGUAUAUACCUAUCCUUGCCACCAGUAUUCCAAACAAUCCAACUAUCAUGCCCUGCUCCUAUGCUCUAAGAAAAUUGGACAAAGGCAAGUACAUUGAGUUGUGGUACUUCACUAACAUUGAUGGCUUGGAUGAAGCCAGUCUGAAGAUCAUGAUCAAUGAU